AUGGCUUCCGGCCAUACCAUCAAGUCAUUCCGAUGCAGUUUCUGUGAUCGGGGUUUCUCCAACGCGCAAGCCCUAGGCGGGCACAUGAACAUCCACAGGAAGGAUCGGGCUAAGCUCAAAGACUUCUCCGACGAGAACUUCCUGUCUUUGGACAUAAGCAAGAAUCCCUCAGCCAGCGAAGAGACAAAGAAGGCCGCGAAUUCAGACGACGAGAUUCAAGAUUUUGUUCCAACAUCCAAGCCUAAUUCGGUACGUGGUUUGCCGUUAUUUUCAGUUAGUGAUGAUGAAAAGAAUUCAGAGGAGAAUAAAGUGGAGUUGAUCCAUGGUGGAUUAGAUCUUGAACUUCGAUUAGGGAUUGAGCCUUCUCAUGAUGCAAAGAUUAACAGCUGAUCCCCACAAUAUCUAUAAAUACGAUAUGCAUACGUCCAUUUAAUUCAAAUAUGUAUGUGUAUAGUUGAAAUACAUGGAGCUCGAACAUACUGAAUGGAUUAAUAGAUUUACACCAAA
Molecule: messenger RNA, 507 nt
Organism: Salvia splendens (bonfire salvia)
Lineage: Eukaryota; Viridiplantae; Streptophyta; Magnoliopsida; Lamiales; Lamiaceae
Product: transcriptional regulator TAC1
Exons: 1
Coding region: 1-390 (129 amino acids)
Source: RefSeq, a predicted model, not a curated record